AUGUCCUUAGCCUUGCGGACAUUGCUGCCAAAACACGCGGCGGCGCCUUUUUUGCAGCCAAAACAUGCACCCGUGCUCUCGUUCCGCCGCCGGCGCUCGGGCCCGGGCCCCUACGCCAACCAGAUCUUCCACACCGGCGCCGACGACAAUCUCCGCCACUUGACGGCGCAGUUUGGCGCGGUCGCCCACACGUUUGGCUACGGCUCGGGCGUGUUCCCGCAGGCCGGCUACGGCGCUGCCGCCGUGCCAAAGCCCCAGAUCGACAUGGUGCACAUCGUAGCGGAUCCAGCAGCGUUCCACCGCGCCAACAGCGCCCGUUUCCCGGCCCACUACUCGGCGCUUCUUCUGUUGGGCGUGGGCGCGGUGGCGUGGGUGCAGCGGCUUGGCGCGGGCGUCUACUUCAACCCGUACGUGGCCAUGGCCGGCCUCCUGGGCGAAAAGUCCAUGGUCAAGUACGGCGUGGUGUCGCAGCAGACGGCGUUGGACGACAUCACGCAGUGGACCACGAUGUACGUGGCGGGCCGGCUCCACAAGCCGGUCAAGCACUUUGGCGUCUGUUCGCCAGAGUCUGGGCCAGACUCGGCAAAAUCGCCGGGACCAGACUCGACAGACCUGCCGGCGCUGUUUCUGGCCCGCCUCUUGCACGCCAACAACUACAACCUCGCCAGCGCCUUCAACCUCUCGCUCUUGCUUCUACCGCGCAAGAAGCGCCACACGGCGUUUGCCGAGGACGCUUUGUACGAGAAAAUCGCCCUGUUGUCGUACAUGGGCGACCCGCGCAUGCUUGUGGGCGGCGAAAACCCAAACAAGGUCAAGAACAUCGUCAGCAAGCAGGCGCUGCGCUUUGCGCUGCUCUACGAGCCGUAUUUGGCGCAGGCCUUGCGCAACGGCCUUUUGCAAAGAGCCCCGGACGGCCAGCUUGAGAAAACCAUGGACGUCGAAGCGGCCGCGGCCUUGAUUGCAGACUUGCCCUUGUGUUUCCGCCGCCGCGUGCUUCUGUCGUACCGCAACAAGUUUGCCUCCACGCUCAAGGACGAUCGGGCCGCAAGCGACUUUCUUGCGGGGCAGACCGACACUGUGCCUGUGGGGCCGUUUCUUUUGGCGGUGGCGGCCGACUCUUUUUUGCGGGCCACGUUGAAAGCGUCUGUGCUGGCCACCAUAGCAUACCCGGCGCUCGUGCAGUCGGUCAAGGGUAUCUUCACGGCGGGCAUAGCCAAGUCGGCGAAGUAUGCGUGGGAAAAGAAGAUGAAGAGCCGACAGAGUAAGAAGUAA
Molecule: messenger RNA, 1272 nt
Organism: Clavispora lusitaniae ATCC 42720
Lineage: Eukaryota; Fungi; Ascomycota; Pichiomycetes; Serinales; Metschnikowiaceae
Source: RefSeq, a predicted model, not a curated record